CCUCCGGUCCGUUCCUAUCAACGUUGGCAGUCGGAAUUUGGAGGGACUUUGGACCAACAGGAUUGGCAGACCAUGACCCAAGCAGAAUCUAAAUGUUCUAGGAAUGUCAUCAUUCUUGAAAAUGCUUAUAAAAGUCUUUAUCGAUGGUAUUAUACACCUGCUCGCCUAGCUAGUUUUAUUCCUACAUACUCUCCGGCCUGUUUUCGGGGGGUGCCAACAAGUGGGUACUAUGGUUCAAAUCUGGUGGACUUGCCCUAAGGUUAGCAGAUUGUGGAUUAGGGUUUAUGCCCUUCU
This is a messenger RNA of Staurois parvus, 294 nucleotides long. NCBI's taxonomy places the organism in Eukaryota, Metazoa, Chordata, Amphibia, Anura, Ranidae. The record is from the annotation of a GenBank genome assembly.